GAAUGUUUUCGUGUUGCACUCCUAAAAAAGCUCAUCUUUCUAACCACCAGGGGAAAUCCAUGCAGGUCGGAAUGCUAUCUGCUCCUCACCUUAUUCAUAGUGACUUCAUUUCUGUCAGACACCUUCCGUGCCAUGCAUGAUUUCAAACCAUGACGUCUUAGUGUAUUACCAACAGUUACCUUGGAAACUGUGGUCCCAGCUCUUUUCAGGUCAUUGACCAGCUCCUCCCAUGCAUUGACCACCUUUCUUAGAAUCAUUGAAACCCUACGAGGUGAGAUCUUGCAUGGAGCCCCAGUCUGAAGGAAAUUGACAGGCUUGGUUAGCUUCUUCCAUUUUUAAUAAUUGCUCCAACAGUGGUUCUUUUUUUAUCUUGGCAAUUGCCCUGUAGUCCUUUCCAUCCUUGUGGAGGUUUACAACUUUGUCCCUGGUGUAUUUAGACAGCUCUUUGGUCUUUGCAGUGUUAUUAGUUAAGGUCCUACAGAUUGUAUGAGGUGGACGGGUGUCUUUAUGCAGCUGACAACUUCAAACAGGUGCUUCUAAUUUAGGAUAAGGAGUAGAGGUGGACUAUUUAAAGGCGGACUAACGGGCCUUAACUCUAGCUGAUAGACAGGUGGGCAAGUACUUAUUUCUAGUAGUAUCAUACAAAUAAAUGAUUUUAAUAAUCAUGCAAUAUGAAUUCCAAAUUGUUUUUAGAAGUGAGAGAUCAUUGUCUCUCACCAUGGACAUACAGCUAAGAAGAAAAUGUCAGACCCCUCCAUGAUUUCUAAGUGGGAGAAUCUGCAAAAUGACAGGGUCUUCAAAUACGUAAAUGCCUCAAUAUGUGUAACCCACUGAUGGAAAGAGGCUUAGCUGGAAAUUAGGCCAGAUGGAUAUUAGACCAGGUUCUAUGUGAGACUUUUGGGGGACCAGUUGCAAUGUUUUUGCAGCUUUCUGAACCACAAGAGUUCAUGUUCUUUGUCUUUGUGAUUCUGUGCACAUCAGAGCCCUGUGCUGUUUCCAACAGACAGAUCUUACUGGAGUUUAUACUAGUUUUAUCUAAAGGCUGAAGCUAAAAAGCUUUCUGCAAAAGCACAAAACACAUUGACACAUAGAAACUUAUCAUUACCAUCAAGGAAAUGAAGGAUGCGGCGAGGUAUUUCACACGCACACACAUGCGCACAGUCAACAGACAUGGUAGAGUCUCCAGGAAGUAGAGAUACAAACUCAGUUGCUUGAGAGCUUUUGCUCAAAGGUGCAUGGGAUGUCACCAACGCCAGGCCUCUCUAGGUGUCAGCGCUCUUCUCCACCAUGAUCAACACUUUUCAGACCAGCAUAGCUCCACCGCCGGUGCCCCCACGCCUGGGCCGGUCUCAACCGUUUCUCAUCCCGGCUCCGCUACCAUCAUCGGGCAGCAACAAACAUCUAAUUCGAUUUUUGGUUUGUGUGGUGACCCUGCUGCUCUUCAUCGCUGUUGGAGGAUUUCUAUUUAUUUACUACAACAACAGCAACAACAACAACAAUAAAGAAGCUGAAAAAGGUCCCUCAGCUCAAGCAAUAGUUGGUCAUCAUCCCUCAGAAAAACGGGAAACAUCCAGCAGAGCUUUGGCGCGCAUGAUUGCUGAUAGUAGUCAAAAAAGCAAUACCAAAAACGAAUCAUCGGGUUAUCUCAAGUGGCAAAAGGAUCACUCCAUUCUCAAGAAGAUCAAUUUCUACAAAGAGCACUGGGUAACCAUUUUGGAGCCAGGUGACUACCACGUUUUCUCCAGGGUGACGUUUUCCAAAGGGAUCUUAAGAAAACCACUGGCCGGCAGAAUCAAGCUGAGGCAGAGUCACAGCGAGGAAGAGGAGAUUAAGAUGAAGGCUUACUGCAGCUUGAACUACAGUGCGUCCAACCCUGAGAUGUGCACGAUCACAAUGGAAGACCUGCUCACUUUAAAGAGAGGAAAUCAACUGAGCGUGUGGGUGCAGGACCUCUCACUGGUAGACUAUGAAGAAGGAGCGACAACAUUUGGGAUGUUUCAAUUGUAGCAGCUCAAAUGUGGACCUAAGCUGAAGUGCUGGAUCUUACAGAGAUGAGGGACUUGGAUUUACACGGAACACAAAAAAAAAACCUACUUAAAAAUCUAUAAUUUAUUAAAUAAUAUUGUUUUUGGUUUUUUUGUAAAUUGUUUUUCUGUAUUUAUUGAUGCAAACUGAAUGCUUUCUUCCUCUUCAAUGUUUUUAGAAUAUUUAUUUUGUUUUUUGUUUCUUAAUUUGCAUUGCAAUCAAGAAUAGACUUAAAAUGUUUAACAUUCAGGACUUACAAACUCCUUUUUUUGUAAGUCAGAUUGCACAGAAACACUGCCCAUAGAGUUCACUCCAAUUGUAUGCAGCUUUUAUUUAUUUAAAAAAAUAUUUGGAAUAGAGUAAAUAAAAAAACGGUGAAUGGUCCUUCCUGCCUUAUUAAUAAUCAACAGAGGUAAUUAAAAAACGACUAAUUUGUAGAACAUGAAAGGAGAAAAUAUUAAACUGUAUCCCAAAAUAUAACUGAAGCACUAAAGAUAUACAGCGGGUUACAAGCUCAGAUGAUUUUUCUUCCUUCCUACUAAAAAUUGUAACGCUAUUUUGAAUUUAAGAGGACAGUUUAGGAACUAUUUCCAGUAUAAAAUGUUAAUUUUCAGCGGUGUGUCAUCAGGGAAAGUUUGACCUCCUACAGCAGUCGUCCUCUCACUUUACUCUUUGAGGUAAACACACUCAUUUAUUCCUGAAGGCUGUGAGAAACUGUGGACGGCUGCUGUGCUGUGUCUGGUUUACCAGAAAGAAAAGAUUGCUCUCAUCUCUUUAACAAGAUUAAAGUGUGCGGUGUUUAAGUCAUAAUUAAGGGUUCCACUACUAACGCACCUUGGGAGAACAUCUGGGUUUAAAAGUUUGCCUUCAGAGCUGAUCAAAGUUGAAACUUGCACUUUAAACUGCUUCAAAUGAUUGAGAAUUCGACAAAAUGGAAGGUGUGAAAUCCUGGAGGUGUUUAGAUGCAGAGGCCGCCUCACAGGAUGUUCUUUAGUCACUUCUUCCACCCUGUGCAAGGUUUCCUGAGAGCAAACUGACUGUGAGGUAAAAAGAUCAUCUUUGAGGAUUUCCACUGCAAACUUGGAUUGUUCCCCUUUCCCCUCCCCUGGUUUUAACUGAUCACAAACCUUAAACUGGGGUUGUCAUAAUAAAGUUUUAAUAAAAGAAUGACCAUACCAAACAGAAAAGUACAGGUUAUUUAGAAAAAAA
Molecule: messenger RNA, 3234 nt
Organism: Oryzias latipes (Japanese medaka)
Lineage: Eukaryota; Metazoa; Chordata; Actinopteri; Beloniformes; Adrianichthyidae
Gene: cd40lg
Product: CD40 ligand
Biological process (GO): immune response
Cellular component (GO): membrane
Molecular function (GO): tumor necrosis factor receptor binding
Source: RefSeq, a predicted model, not a curated record